AUGGGCCGGGAGGAGGUUGCCAAUGUCCUUUCUACAGGAUUGGGAAUCUUCCUGAUCAUCUUAGGUCUGGUGUUCCUUGUGGGAAAUUUAGGAAAUGGAUUCCUAGCCUUGGUGAAUGGUGUGGAUUGCGUCAGGAGGAGAAAGAUCUCUUUCACUGAUCUCAUUCUCCCUACCCUGGGAAUCUGUAGACCAACUUCUCCAACUCCUUUUUCCUUUCUAAAGUGGAGAGUUCGAAGAGUGAUUUCCUUGAUGAUUCUGGGCUCUCUCGUCAUCUUGUGCAUCAAUGGUUUUCUGGUGAACACAGCUAUCAACCUCGCCAUAUCCUUAAUAGGCUUUGUCCUGCUUAUCUUCUCUCUGUGGACACAAUGUAAGAAGAUGCAGUACUGUGGCCAGGGUCUCCGAGAUGCCAGCACCACCGCCCACGUGAGGGUCUUGGACACAGUGAUUGCCUUCCAUUUUCUUAAAGAUACGCGCAAGCACGAGUGA
Molecule: messenger RNA, 486 nt
Organism: Perognathus longimembris pacificus (Pacific pocket mouse)
Lineage: Eukaryota; Metazoa; Chordata; Mammalia; Rodentia; Heteromyidae
Product: taste receptor type 2 member 14-like
Exons: 6
Coding region: 1-486 (161 amino acids)
Biological process (GO): sensory perception of taste; G protein-coupled receptor signaling pathway; detection of chemical stimulus involved in sensory perception of bitter taste
Cellular component (GO): membrane
Molecular function (GO): G protein-coupled receptor activity; bitter taste receptor activity
Source: RefSeq, a predicted model, not a curated record